Quercus lobata is the source of this 642-nucleotide messenger RNA. RefSeq lists its product as uncharacterized. Bases 1 to 642 code for a protein of 213 amino acids. Lineage: Eukaryota; Viridiplantae; Streptophyta; Magnoliopsida; Fagales; Fagaceae. The transcript has 2 exons. The record is from RefSeq and is a predicted model, not a curated record.
AUGGUCGGAACCAUACAGCCCCAUGAUGAUACUUUGGUGGUCACGUUGAGAAUUGGCGAGUACGAUGUCAAAAGGGUGAUGGUAGAUCAGGGUAGUGCUGUGAAUAUAAUGUAUCCAGACUUGUAUAAGGGGCUAGGUUUGAAGCCAGAGGAUUUAACAACCUACAACUCCCUUCUAGUAAGUUUUGAGGGAAGGAUGGUCGCUCCCAAAGGAUUGAUCAGACUGCCUGUACAAGCAAGUACGGAUGUGGUGGAAGUGGACUUUAUUGUUGUAGACGUUUUCUCUCCGUACACGGCUAUUAUGGGCAGACCUUGGCUUCAUACCCUUAAAGCGGUCUCGUCUACUUUGCAUCAGAAAGUGAAGUACCCAUCCGGAGGCCAAGUGUUGGAAAUAGUAGGGACCGAUGAGGUAGAGUGUGAAGAUUUGGAGAGGGUAAUUGUUGCUGGUGAUCCGGAAAAAUUCUUCCAGGUUGGGACUAAGUUGCCUUUGCAAGAGAAGGAGAGGUUGCUGGAAUUCCUCCGAGCAAAUGUAGACGUGUUUGCACGAAACCCGUAUGAAGUCCCAGGGGUGGACACAAAUUUCAUUUGUCAUCGACUCAAUGUGAAUCCCACCGUUAUUCCCAGAAGACAGCCUCCUCGGUGA